UUCAGUAGGUGGCGAUAAAUGCACCUUUCAGUUGGCCGCCAUUAAAAGCAAAAGAAGAAGAAGUAGAGGUUUGCAUGUUGUAUCCGUCAGCAGGAGUAGAGACGGUGUACUCCCCCUGUGUGUUCGGUAUAUUUGAAGAGUUCGGUAAUGUCUGGUUCCGUGUCGGUACCGGAGCAGUGCCUGCCGAAGCUGCAGCAGUUGAAGCGGUUCGUGUCAGAGCGUCUGUCUGCAGCAGCCCUGGAGAUCAUCGACGCGGUGGAGAGGACGAUGAUGGACAUCCAGGAGGAAGUUCGGACCGGCAACAAACAAGAUGGCGGACAGCCGCGGAACGCCUCACCUGUGGCCGAGUGGCAGGACGGACAUCCAGAGGUGCAGACUGUAUUUUACCCAAAUUUCUAUGAAGGUGGGUCUGAACAGGAGGAGGAGGAUGAGGAGGAGUUUAAAGGUGAGGAAGAAGAAGAAGAUGGAAAUGACCAGGAUCCAGACUUCAGUCUUCAGCAGAGUGACGAUGCAGCAGAUGAGGAGCUGGCUUUGUCCCAGAUUGGCAGAGACGAACCAAACAGGGAGAGCAAGAGGUCUGCUGACGGUGAUGUGAAAGUGAAGAAGACAUAUCCGUGUGAUGUGUGUUCGAAGAGCUUCGACCGGCCGUGUCGUCUGCAGAUCCACCAGAGGACACACACAGGUGAGAGGCCGUUCCAGUGUCCCGACUGUGACAAGAGCUUCAGGAGCAAAGCACUGCUGUCGGCGCAUGAGAGGACGCAUAGCGGUGAGCGGCCGUUCUGUUGUCAUGACUGCGGGAAGUGUUUCCUUCACAACCAGGCGCUGGUGGAGCACUUGCGAACCCACAGUGGAGAGCGGCCGUUCAGCUGUCAGACCUGCAGCCUGACCUUCACUGCCAAGAGUCACCUGACCCGACACCUGCUCACACACUCAGGUGAGAGAAAGCACCUGUGUGUGGUUUGUGGGAAGGCCUACAAGAGGAAGGAACACCUGAGCGGCCACAUGAGGGCGCACAGUGGCGAACGGCCGUUCAGCUGCAGAGACUGCGGCCGCAGUUAUGGUGACCGCGGACACCUGAGACGACACCAGCGCACACACACUGGAGACAGCAAACGCUAUGCCUGCGCGUUGUGUGGCCUUCGAGUGGUGUCGGCCAAUCACCUGCAGAGACACAUGCAGACGCAUGUCGAUGAGCUGCCGCACCGCUGUCCGGACUGUGGAAAACCAUUCAGACGCAAAGACAAACUGAUGGAGCACAUGAGGAUACACACCGGAGAGAAACCCUACCAGUGUGCACUGUGUGACGCCACAUUCAGGUGGAGGGCGGGGCUUAAUGCUCACCAGCAGAAUCACACAGUAGACGAAGCUCUCUGAUUGGACAAAGGGUCAGGAGGACGUUUGUCUUAUGUUUCACAGACUUUUCUGUGUCACCUACAGAUCAUCUGAUGUGAUCCCUUCAGGGCUAAAUGAUGCCUCAUAAUAUUCCUCAUAAAGUUGGGUCAUUUUCUGGUUUUUAUGGUCCAAUCUGAACCUGUCAGGUGUUGGAGCUUUUGAUUCAUCUUCACUGACACUUGUCAUUAUGACAGGUUGCGUCAAAUUCAGAAGCUUCCUAAGUUAGCAAUCUGUGCUAACAGCAUCAUGGCACUAAAGUUAACUUUUAAUGUAAUGUUACUGUAAUGAGCAACAUGACAUUGUGAUAAAUAUAUUAUAUUUAUUGCAAACAAACAAAGCUGCUAAAACUGUGAGCAGUUUACUGCUAAGUUGAGACAGUGGCAUGAAAGGGAUCACAUUUCAGUAGAGAGAUGAGCACAAUAAGCCUUCAGAGAAAGUUCAAGUGUUUGUUGUGAUGAGAGCAGACAUGACAGUCUAAACAUUCACCAGUAUGGAACCAUUUCAAUGGCCUGGAGUCACUGCACUUUAAUUCAGACAUGUUAAAAACAAAAACUUGAGGAACUGAAUUAAUUGCACCAGCUUCCUAACCCUGCAUUUGAUAAUCUGGUAAAAAAAGUGAAAAUGUUGGCUUUAGAAUUUAGAAUAAAUUCAACAUUAAAAAAAAAAAAAAACUUAGUUGAAAUGCCUUUCUGUGUUGUUGGGUUUUUUUUUUUAACUUAAGUGUAAAACCUGUUGGAGUCUUUGGUUUGAACAUGUUUACUCAUGUCAAGGCUAAAAUAAUAAACAUAGUUCAAGCAGUUUCAUUCCUGCAUUUACUGUCCUGCCUUGUAUACAGUUAAUGUGAUAAAAUUAAGUAGAUAAGAAUAUUUUGCUCACAUCUAAUAUUGUCUUAUGGUUCAGUUAAGUGGAUUGUUUAAUGUAAUUAACAUUUUCUGUCAAUAGUUGGACAUGGCCAAUAAUUGCAUCAAAGAUGUAACCAAAAUAGUCAACUUCCCAUUGGAUUUAGAGUAUUGCUUCAAGAGAAUUUUUUUGUUACUAUCUUAGUAUUACUGUAUCUGGUGUAUAGUAAUACCCGGAAUUCCAUUUGUUCGCCUGUCCAAGAUUUUUGUCCAACUGAUUUCUUGAAGACUAUUCACCUUCUUUUCAUAUUCAACACACAUUUUCUUUACCACUAAGAGUGGUGCUUUGCAAAGUUUAAUGGCUGAAUAAAAUUAUUAUUAUUAUUUUUUUUUUUUUCUUAUACAAGUUUUUUUGAAAUAUUUGAACAUGGAAAUUUUCUCAAAGACUUACAAUAUUCCCAAGAUUUCUCUAAGACUCUUCACAAAAUUUGGCAGACAAAGUGAAAAUCAGAUUUAAAUCUAAGACUUGGGCAGAAUAAUGUUUAUCUUUGUUUGACUGAACUACCCAAAAGGGACAGUAAUUUAGUUUAAUGUAGUUUACCAUUACCUUUUAAUUAAAAUUUCAAAAUUAAUCCCUGACUUUUCACUUUUUUUUUUUUUUUUUUUUUUGUGCUUCUGUUCAUGAUCCUUGUCUACUAAAUUUGAUGCAUGUAGGUUAAAGCCACACAAUCCAGUUAUAAUUGCAUUGUCAUCUGGUACAAUAAUCAUUGAUUUGGGUGGGACAAGAUAAAUUCAGCUCCUUCCUUCUCCAUUUUCACAAAAUACACACAAAAUAUUAAUUGAAAUAAUCAUAAUUUUUUUCCUGUCAUUUUUGUUUGGUCUUUGCCCGUUGCUUUCUGUAUUCUUUUGGAGUCUUUGGAGUUUUUACCCCUUGGCCAACUUCAGGCUGAAGGGGUAUUGUAAUCGUUUUUUCUGUCUGUAUAUCUGUCCGUCCGUCUGUCCAUUCAACAACAUAAGUGCAUUCUCUGAAGAAUGCAUUGAGAUAUCUGCACCAAAUUUAUACUGUGGAUCUAUCUUGGCAUGGAGCAGAAGUCUAUUGAAAACAAGUCACCUUGGCCUACUUUUUCAAAGUCUAAUUUCCUUGUGCAGUUAUAAUAUCUGCGUACUUUCAAGUAUAAAUAUGUACGUAAUAAGUUUUACACAACAAUCUAAUCUAAAUUAUAGGGCAGUAACUUUCAACAGAAGCUUACACUACAUUUGGCCGAGGGGGAUUAACAGUGCACAGCACGUUAAGUUAUUUUUUUCUUCUCAUUUACUUCAUUUUUGUUCUUUCUUGAAUUCAAAAUAAAGUUCAUCAUUUCUAAAGGCUGAGGGUUAAAGGUCCAGAUUUGGGAGGAUUCAUAGUGAUCAAACUGUAGAAAAAAAAAAAAAACAACCUCUGGAGACAAUUUGGUUUCAGUGUGAAUUCAAGUUAUAUUUUUAUGCAAAGUUCUACGUUUUCAACAAGUUAAAAAUGUGAUUAAAUUUUCACCAAAACUGAAAUGCUUAUAAGAUCCGGGGGUCUGGUAUCAAAAUCUGAGAUGGAAAAAGUAUCAAUCUAUAGCUGUGAGAUCACAAAGUCUUCAGACAACUUUAAUAACUGAUUUGUUGUAUCUGUUUAUGAAACAUGAUGAGUCAGAUUAAACUGGACUCAACUUGUCAUCAGGUGGAGCGUCAUUAAAUGCAUUUAAAACUAA
Messenger RNA from Sphaeramia orbicularis (orbiculate cardinalfish), 3967 nucleotides. Its product is annotated as zinc finger protein 2 homolog. The transcript is spliced from 3 exons. Gene Ontology annotation, molecular function: DNA-binding transcription repressor activity, RNA polymerase II-specific; RNA polymerase II cis-regulatory region sequence-specific DNA binding. The coding region runs from base 148 to 1374 and encodes 408 amino acids. Gene Ontology annotation, cellular component: nucleoplasm. Lineage: Eukaryota; Metazoa; Chordata; Actinopteri; Kurtiformes; Apogonidae. Gene Ontology annotation, biological process: regulation of transcription by RNA polymerase II. The record is from RefSeq and is a predicted model, not a curated record.